CCUGCGUGCUGCCGCGGCGAGAAGCGUGAACUUGAACGCAGCCGACACUUGGAAUCCAGACAAACGGACUGAUCGGGAUCACCGCCGCUCUGCUUUCGGACAGUUUUACCGGAGAAGCAGCAGCUGGACGGAUUCGGUUCGGGAGCUGCUGUUUGGGGCCAUAAAGGUGCCAAACGCUGAACGCUUGACGCAAUGUCCAGACGCAAACUUGGAAGCCGGCCGCAGCACCUGAGUGCACUUCAAGAUGCUGUUGAUACGACGGAUGGUACCUCCCUGUCUGAGGAGCCGCCUUCCGCUCCACAGGUCAGAGUGUGUGAUGAGGGUCACGACCUCCUGACCUGUGGCCAGUGCAGCCAGGCCUUCCCACUCGCCCACAUCCUGGCAUUCAUCCAACACAAACAGGGAGAUUGUCGUCCCCAAAACCCACCUCCUGAUGCCAGCACGCCUCCUUCACCUGCCACCCAAGCACAACACCGUGCUGCCAACGCCGAGUUAGUGGCAGGUUUCAUCGAGCUGAGGCGAACGGGAGCCAGAGAGAGGGCUUGGGGGGAGGAGCAUUGUGUGAAGGUGAAGGCGGAGCCAAGCAAAACAGUGAGUGAGGAACCCUCCUGUUUCACCUGCCAGCAGUGUGAAGGUGUGUUUCCAACUGCGUGGUCUCUCCUGCAACACGCCCAGCACAUGCACUCCUUCAGCAUCUACCAGGAGGAUGAGGAGGAGACGGCGGAUAUGAGAGGAGGUGGAAGAGGAUGUUUUACAGAACACAAACCUGCCACUGCCACUCUGGACCCACGCCACCUGAGCCAAGCACUCACCUCUGCUUUUAAGCCAUCCGCUCUUCGCAUCGCUCGCUUGCGCCAGGAACCCUCUGCCGCAACCUCCUCUGGCCACACACAGGCUCUGAACUUCUCGGUACCACUCCACGAGCUCACCGUAGGGAGUAAUGCCGCCUCCACCUCCCCUCUAGGACUGGUGCUGUCUCCGUCGUCUUCUCCACCAGCUGCUUCCCCAUUUCCUCAGGUUGGGUCCCUCCAGUUCCUCUGUGAGUUGUGUGACCAGAGCUUCCAGUCGUUGCGUGCCCUCUCUGCCCAUCGCAGGACUCACGCUUGCGAGAGGCCAUUUCACUGCGGCAUGUGCGGGGAAGCCUUUGCCCAGAGUGGCCAACUGGCCCGGCACAUACGGAGCCAUCACAGGGAGGCUGGAGGAGGAAGCGCAUGCGAUUCGGUGGAAAUGGCUAUGGUUGUGAUGGAGGAAGGGGCAGGGAGGCAGGGGGUGAGAGGGAGGUUUCCACUGCAGCAAGGUGGAAUCAUGGGAAAAGGAAGGGUUGGUCCUGGAAUAGAAUUGAGGACCCAAGGACCUUCAGAGAUAGACCUAAGCUCAUCCACACACCUGUCUGUAGGCUCAGACCUGCUGCUGUUGAACUCACAGGGCAGACAGUCAGACAGGGAGCUGCUCAGACUGUACCAGCACCAGAGAGAGGGAGGAGAGGAGGAGGCAGAAGGACAAGGGGAGCCCCGGCACUCCUCUCCCUGUGCCAGUCCAUCUGAAGGCUCGCUGGAGAGCGGAGAGACGGGGGGAAGCGGUGAGAGCGGCAUCGCUAGCGGCAACUGCACACCCAAACGUCCAGAGACUGGAGAGAGAGCGCGAGGAGCGGCGGAAUGGGAGAGUGAGCGUGGAGAGAUUAUAGAGAGGGAGACCGAAUGGAGCUCAGCCAAAGUUAGCGAGGUUGUGCAGGAGUGGCAGAGAGAGAAUGAGCGGAGGAGUGUCGGAGGAGGCGGGAGCAGUGGAGGAAAUGGUCACAGCGCUGCUCCGGUUUCAUCAGGGAAAAAGAAGAAAGAUGAGGCCUGUGAGUUCUGUGGCAAACAAUUCCGUAACAGCAGUAACCUGACUGUGCACCGCCGCAGCCACACCGGCGAGCGGCCUUACAGGUGUGGUCUGUGCAGCUACGCCUGCGCUCAGAGCUCCAAGCUAACACGGCACAUGAAGACCCACGGCACACAAGGAUCCAAACCUCCCUUUGUGUGCCAGUUGUGUGCAGUGCCCUUCACAGUCUAUGCCACACUGGAGAAGCACCUAAAGAAAGUUCACAGCCUGAGCCACGCCAGUGUUGGCGCCUACACACAGAGCAGCACGGCCGCCAUCAAGGCUGAAGAGGAGACGGUAACGGUGAAGAUGGAGGAGGAGGAAGCCUGCGUGGAUCAGCUCGACGUGCGGAGAGAUGAGGGGAGCCAAGCAGACAUCGGAGGGAACGCCGGGCGGGUAGCCGUAGUGGCUCAUCUCCCACCAGGGGGUGGUAUAGAAGCGGACUUAAGUUUGUCUUCUACUCUAUAGUGACCUGCACUCCUUCACCGAUCAAUAAUGUGGUCUCAUCGGUCAGGUCGUUUUGAAUUUAACACUCUAUAACACAGCGCACAGUCUGCAGAUAGCAACUGUCAGUCACUUACUCAGCACGGAGGCGCGCGCUCUGCAGCAGACAGCCGUGGUGUUUGUGAUUACACGCAAAACUGCCUGUUGAAUCAAAGUGCCUACAGACUUUAGACCACAGAAAUAAAAAA
This is a messenger RNA of Thalassophryne amazonica, 2552 nucleotides long. It is a transcript of the gene znf296, whose product is annotated as zinc finger protein 296. Gene Ontology annotation, cellular component: nucleus. Gene Ontology annotation, biological process: positive regulation of transcription by RNA polymerase II. The record is from RefSeq and is a predicted model, not a curated record. The transcript is spliced from 3 exons. Gene Ontology annotation, molecular function: RNA polymerase II cis-regulatory region sequence-specific DNA binding; DNA-binding transcription factor activity. The coding region runs from base 193 to 2328 and encodes 711 amino acids. NCBI's taxonomy places the organism in Eukaryota, Metazoa, Chordata, Actinopteri, Batrachoidiformes, Batrachoididae.